This is a messenger RNA of Oppiella nova, 1463 nucleotides long. The record is from the annotation of a GenBank genome assembly. NCBI's taxonomy places the organism in Eukaryota, Metazoa, Arthropoda, Arachnida, Sarcoptiformes, Oppiidae.
GUUUAAAAUAAUAGUAGACUUAUUAAACAUCCCGUGAAUUAUGACUACUGUUGGAGUCAGUGUUGGCACCGAUUUAUGAGACAUACGAGUGGUGUCUCAUAGGACUCAUUGUGGCGGUGAUCGCGUACUACUACUUUUGGUGGAGGAAUGCCUUAAGCUAUUGGAAGGAUCGACACAUUUGUGGUCCAAAACCCUUACCUAUAGUCGGAAACUACUUGAAUAAUGCCCUAAAAGUGCGACCAUUUGUGGAGAUGGAGUGGUAUAAGACAUACGGCAAAGUUUAUGGAUUAUACAUAUUAUCGAAGCCCAGGCUAACAGUGGCCGACCCGGAGCUCAUCAAACAGAUUCUGGUCAAAGAUUUUGACGCAUUUCGUAACCGACAGUCACGGCCCCGGAGUAAUGGACUGGUCCUCAAGAAUAUGUCCAGAGCUAGGGAUGACGACUGGAAACGGGUCCGGACUAUAGCCAGCCCUGCCUUCAGGUUUAGUAAAGUGAGGAAAAUCCCUGCCUUCAGGUUUAGUAAAGUGAGGAAAAUGUAUGGUCUUAUCAACCAUUGCUGCGAAGACUUUCUUAAUAACUUGGAUAAGGAUGUGUCGAAUGGUAUGAAUGAAGUGAAGUUGGGGCAAAUCAUGGGCGCCUACAGUAUGGAUGUGAUCGCCAGCUGUGCCUUCGCCACCAAAACCAACACAUAUACCGAUCCUAACAACCCGUUCACUACCAAUGCGUUCAAUAUAAUCAAUGUUGCCGUUUGGAAAGGGAUCGGCACUCUAACUGAAAGGAAAUUUUUCGUUGAUUUCACGCGAAGUAUAAUAAAGAAAAGGAGAGAUAAUAAGGAAAUACACAACGAUUUUCUGCAGUUAUUAAUGGAUGUCGAGAGACCUGAAGGAGAUAUCCGAGAGGCCGGUGAUGCCAAUGAAGCACAUCAUGUGAAUGAGGGUAAGGAUGAGAUCACAGCCAAUGCCGAAGCCUUCAGUGGAGUGUUUGAGAAGAAGUUGACUGAAAACGAGAUUUUAGCGCAAUGUUUGCUAUUCUUUAUCGCCGGUUAUGAAACAAUUUCAACCACUCUAUCGUUCUGUACGUAUGAGUUGGCCAUCAAUCCGGGACUUCAGGACAGACUCUAUGAGGAAAUCAAAGGUCUCUUCCCUUACAGGCAGCUUUAUCCUGUCUAUGCCAUACAUCACGACCCCGACCACUAUCCGGAUCCAUUUACCUUCAACCCGGAUAGGUUUAUGCCCGAAAACAGGGGUCAUAUCAAAGCCUACACUUACCUGCCUUUCGGAUCGGGUCCACGAAAUUGCAUUGGAAUGCGAUUCGCGUUAUUGGAGGCAAAGCUCGCGUUAGCGAAGAUCUCUCAGAAGUUCCGCUUCUCCAGAGUCACCGACACUGACGUCCCCGUAGUCUUCAAUAAGGGUCGCCCUAUAUGUCAGGCCAAACGGCUUGUGGUCGGCAUUCAGAAACGAUAA